AUUUGGAAUUUAAAUUAAAAAAAAAAACCUCACAAAUCCAAAGUCAUUAUAUCUGACGUGGAUAACAACAUACGUGAGGAUGGGAAUCCCAAGUAAAUUGGAUUUUGAAAUUAAAUAGAAUAUCUGUUUUAAAGAGGAAUAGGAAUGGGGAAUUCCAAUUCAACUAAAGAAAGGAAAAUAAUUUCAUGCCUAUAUAAAAAAAAAAAACCAAGUUUUGAAAGAAGAAAAAAAGACAAGAAAAAGAAAGUCCACCCGAACUCCCGUAGAUCCGGUCGUAUCAUAAUAUCAACAAACAGUCCACCAUCGCUGCAUCACUGUUUCCACCAAAACAGAAGAAAACAACAUUGUACAACUCAAGUCUCUCGCAAACACAACACAAACACCUUCUUCUUCUUCAGUUUCAAUAAUGAUAUGAUAAUCUCUCUUUUUAUCUUCUCCAAAAAUCUAAAAUAAAUAGAAAACUAAUAAGAGAAAACCAAAAAGAUUUUAUUUUAUUUUUUGUAAAAAAUGUCGAGAACAAAUUCCAUUAAUGGAGAACAAGAACAGGAACACGAAUCGUUAACUCUUCCACUGCUUACGUCUCAACGAUCUCUCAUAAACUCCACCUCUCAAGUUGCCAUAGUUGGCGCCAAUGUCUGCCCUAUCGAAAGUCUCGAUUACGAGAUAGCGGAGAAUGAUUUUUUUAAGCAAGACUGGAGGACACAUAAAAAGAUUCAGAUCUUUCAAUAUGUGUUCAUGAAAUGGUUGCUGUGUUUCUUGGUUGGUUUAAUUGUUAGUCUUAUUGGAUUUUUCAAUAAUCUUGCUGUUGAAAAUAUUGCUGGUGUCAAAUUCGUUAUCACUUCCAAUAUGAUGCUUGCUAAUAGAUAUGGGAUGGCUUUUGCUGUCUUCUCUGUGUCUAAUUUUGUACUUACACUGUUCGCGUCCAUCAUCACGGCUUCUGUAGCUCCGGCUGCUGCUGGUUCAGGUAUACCAGAAGUUAAAGCUUAUUUGAACGGUGUGGAUGCGCCUGGAAUUUUUUCUCUGCGUACUUUGGUUGUCAAGAUUGUCGGAAGCAUUUCUGCUGUGUCAGCAUCUCUUCAUAUUGGAAAGGCAGGGCCCAUGGUGCAUACUGGUUCAUGUAUUGCAUCAAUACUUGGUCAGGGUGGAUCAAGGAAAUAUAAGUUAACAUGGAAAUGGCUAUGCUUUUUCAAAAAUGACCGAGAUCGCCGGGAUCUUGUUACAUGUGGAUCAGCUGCUGGAAUGGCUGCCGCCUUUCGUUCCCCAGUUGGUGGUGUGCUGUUUGCUCUUGAAGAAAUGGCAUCUUGGUGGAGAAGUGCCCUUUUAUGGAGAGCUUUCUUCACAACGGCUGUGGUUGCAUUAGUGCUUCGGGCUCUGAUUGAUGUGUGUUUAAGGGGCAAAUGUGGGUUAUUUGGUACUGGAGGGCUCAUAAUGUUUGAUGUCUAUUCAGCAAAUGUUACAUAUCAUCUCAUUGAUGUUCCUCCUGUGCUUCUCCUUGGAGUUAUAGGAGGCAUUUUGGGAAGUCUGUAUAAUUUUCUUCUCGAUAAGGUUCUUCGAAUUUACAAUCUCAUUAAUGAGAGAGGCAUUGCUUACAAAAUUCUUCUUGCUUGUUCAAUCUCUAUUUUCACAUCCUGUCUUCUUUUUGGGUUACCUUUUCUGGCAUCCUGUCAGCCUUGCCCAGCUGAUGCAUCAGAGGCUUGUCCAACAAUUGGUCGGUCUGGAAACUACAAGAAAUUUCAAUGCCCUGCAGGUCACUACAAUGACCUUGCUAGCCUCAUUUUUAACACGAAUGAUGAUGCUAUUAGAAAUCUGUUCAGCAGGAACACUGACAUGGAGUUUCAAUAUUCGUCAGUUCUCAUUUUCUUUUUAACCUGCUUUUUUCUUAGCAUCUUUAGUUAUGGGAUCGUUGUUCCUGCCGGUCUCUUCGUGCCAGUUAUUGUGACAGGUGCAUCUUAUGGGCGUUUAGUUGGAAUGUUAAUUGGUUCAAGAUAUGGUCUUAAUCAUGGUCUCUAUGCUGUGCUUGGUGCUGCUUCUCUUCUUGGGGGAUCUAUGAGGAUGACGGUUUCUUUAUGUGUUAUUAUCCUAGAAUUGACCAAUAACUUGUUGCUACUACCCUUGAUAAUGUUGGUUCUUCUUAUUUCCAAGACUGUGGCUGAUGCUUUCAAUGGUAAUAUUUAUGACCUUAUCAUGAAGGCAAAAGGUUUUCCUUAUCUAGAAACUCAUGCUGAACCUUACAUGAGGCAGCUAACAGUCAGUGAUGUAGUCAUGGGUCCACUUCAGCUCUUUCAUGGCAUUGAAAAGGUCGGUAACAUAGUACAUGUUCUCAAAACAACAAGGCAUAACGGAUUUCCUGUAAUUGAUGAGCCUCCACUUGAAUCCCCAGUUCUUUAUGGACUAAUCCUCCGUGCUCAUCUUAUUGAGUUGUUAAAGAAUAAAGUUUUCUCGUACACUCCCGUGCCAAUAAGCAAUGAUGCCUUUAAGCAAUUCUCGCCUGGUGACUUUGCAAAGAGGGGCUCAGGCAACGGUGACAAGAUAGAAGAUGUAGAAAUUACUGAAGAAGAGAUGGAAAUGUUUUUAGAUUUACAUCCUUUCACUAAUGCUUCACCUUAUACUGUUGUGGAGACAAUGUCACUAGCUAAGGCUUGCGUACUUUUCCGAGAAGUUGGUUUGAGGCACUUGUUGGUGAUACCCAAGAUCUCAAGUAGAUCUCCUGUUGUGGGUAUACUGACAAGGCAUGACUUCAUGCCUGAACAUAUACUGGGUUUGCACCCUUUUCUAGCGAGUAGCAGGUGGAAAAGAUUAAGAAUCCGGCUUCCGCUGUUACUUAAAUUUUUCUAGAGCACGCUGGAAAAAAUUUCUGGCUGCCCUCAAAAUCAUGCAGUGGAAUCCCAGUCAAAGCAACGGAGCUUGCCCUUGAAAAUGAGGUUGUACAUAGUUGUAUUUUUUGAGCUCCCAUAGCACAGAAGAUCUCAAGAGUUAGUGAGAUUAUUUUUUAGCUUUCUCCAACCAGAGGCGAAGAAAAAAGAAGAUCAGAAGAGGAAGAGGAAGAUGAAGAUGAUGCUGUCGAUCAUCCGGCUAUGUGUAGUUGAAACGAUGAGGUAACUCAUUGUCUCAAUGAUAAUUGGGUGGGACAGAUUUUUUGCUUUGCUGAGAUUAUAUUUAAUGUACUUUGGUAAGAUUAUUUCCAUCACCAGCUUACUCUCAUAAUGAAAUCUUGGUUCCAUCUU
Ricinus communis (castor bean) is the source of this 3224-nucleotide messenger RNA. RefSeq names its product putative chloride channel-like protein CLC-g. Lineage: Eukaryota; Viridiplantae; Streptophyta; Magnoliopsida; Malpighiales; Euphorbiaceae. Gene Ontology annotation, biological process: transmembrane transport; chloride transport. Bases 508 to 2835 code for a protein of 775 amino acids. Gene Ontology annotation, molecular function: voltage-gated chloride channel activity. The record is from RefSeq and is a predicted model, not a curated record. The transcript is spliced from 7 exons. Gene Ontology annotation, cellular component: plant-type vacuole membrane; intracellular membrane-bounded organelle.